AUGGAAACUACAGUCAGAGCUUACAACCGAGUGCUCCGCAUGGCCGGCAUUUCCAUAUUUUGCAAGAAAAAUUGGAAAUCAAAGAAAUGGCUAACAUUCCAGAUCCUAACUUUAGUGUCUAUGUUUAUGGCCAUCGCCUUCUCUACCGCUUUCACUUUGUCCUGCUUGCCAGAUUUACAUCUCAGCAUCGAAUCCGCAGUCGUCGCUUCAACGUUUUACAUAACUUUUCUCACCUUGUACCUGUAUCUAGGAAACAAACGCAAAUUCGAAGUCUUCUUAACCGAAAUGGUUUUCAUCGACCCCGCUUUAGAGAACCCGUUUAUCAAAUACGUUCUAGAUUCUCGUUCAAUGGGGGAUAAAAUGAAGGAAUUUAAGUCUUUUAUAAUUAGUUCUCAAGAGAGAUUGUUGCGGCUGUCGAGGUUUUUUUUACAGAUGUACGUGUUCUGUGUGGCGUUCGUUGUUACAUUGUAUAUGUUUGCUCCCAUGUACACCUCGAACCAAGAACUAACGUUGGAUUUGUUGAAGUACGGCGUACAUCUGACUCUCCUCAUGGUGGGAAUAUGCAUCUUCAGUUAUCAGGGACAGAUGAUAGACGAUGCGUGUGCGGAGUUAGAAGCAGCUGUGAUGGAGAAGUGGUAUAUUUUCAACCAACAGCACCAGAAGAAUUUAUUGAUAUUCCACGUGGCGCUCAGUCAGCGGAUGCCGCUGUAUAUUUACGGCUCUGUUACUCUCACUUUUGAAACAUUCACUUGGUUCGUCAAAACUGGGAUGUCAUUUUUUACAUUAAUGAUGUCUGUAUUGGAAAAGUAA
This is a messenger RNA of Zerene cesonia (dogface butterfly), 810 nucleotides long. RefSeq lists its product as uncharacterized. NCBI's taxonomy places the organism in Eukaryota, Metazoa, Arthropoda, Insecta, Lepidoptera, Pieridae. The transcript is spliced from 4 exons. Bases 1 to 810 code for a protein of 269 amino acids. The record is from RefSeq and is a predicted model, not a curated record.